Alternaria atra is the source of this 3858-nucleotide messenger RNA. RefSeq lists its product as uncharacterized. The record is from RefSeq and is a predicted model, not a curated record. The coding region runs from base 1 to 3858 and encodes 1285 amino acids. The transcript is spliced from 8 exons. NCBI's taxonomy places the organism in Eukaryota, Fungi, Ascomycota, Dothideomycetes, Pleosporales, Pleosporaceae.
AUGGAUGCCAGCCUGGCGCCUGUGGCGCGAUCAAGCUUCCCAGAUUCUGCUGGACCUAAGAAGUCGCAUACCAUCACUUCAGUCUUCAAGCGUGGUGACGAACAUCAAACCAAGCUUUGGAAAUCUACAGCGCUGCGCGCACCCGUUCUCAUCUUCACGAUCUUAAUUUGCUGGGCCAUUAUUGCCGUUCUCCAAUAUCUGCUCAUAUGCAGUCAGCGAGAUAAAGGAAUAGUUUUUGCUCCUAAAAUUAACGACCUUCCUUUGAGCCGGACCUUUCUGUAUCUUUACUUUCCGACGAUUGUCGCCGUAAUCUUUAGUAUCUACUGGGCAUGGAUCGACUUAGAGACGAAACGACUGGAGCCAUACUACCAACUGAGCAAGAAAGAUGGCGCUUUGGGAAAAGAUUCUUUGCUUCUGCAUUACCCUUUUGACUUCGUACCGUUGGUACCAUUCAAGGCUGCGAAGGACCGGCAUUGGCCAGUCUUCUGGGCUUCACUCGCUGUCGUUCUCGUAACAUGGGGUGUAGUCCCUCUACAAGCUGGUAUAUUUUCGGUGCGAACAGUCACGCGAACUACGAGCACGACUUUCGCCGUAUCAACAUCCUCCAUCCCAAUUGAACAACAAUCGAGCACACUGAACCUUGGCUAUAUGCAGUCAACCUACGGUAUUGUCUCGUUGAAUGAAACACUUCCGCAAUACAUGGGCCGCAACUACACAUUAGCACCAUUCCGACCAUCUACCGACUUGCACACUACUGGUCAGGCGAGUGGGAUAUGGACCACUCGUACUACCAAAUACUCUCUCGACCUUUAUUGUGAGGACGUGUCACACAAGGCCGACAACAGCACGAGAGUCGUUUAUACCAGUAACAGCGGCUGUAACUUCACAACUGGGUUGACUGGUAACGUGACGAAGGGCAAUAUCCCUGGAUACGAAGGGGAAGCCUACGCCAACAAAGAUUAUGUAAGCAUGUUUGUUGGUUAUCACAAUGGUGGAUUUGCCGAUUUCUCGUUGGACUCUGUUUGCGAUGAGUCCUCCAACACCACCUUUUAUGCUGCGUUCUCAAAGAACAAGGCCCGUUCGGAAGAUCCUCCAGAGGACGUCACUGCAGUAUUUUGCAAACCGCUCUAUUACCAACAAGCAGUCAUGGCGACAGUGGACAUGACCACGAGAAUGCCGCUGAAGGUCGAACCUUUGACUGACAAGGAACCGUUACCAUGGCACGUUUUUAAUACGACUAUGUUCGAGACUCUAUUGAACGCCGGUUCAUUGAGUGGCGAAGUCCGUGGCGACAUACUUCCCGCAAAAUCACCGCCCAGGUAUAUAGAGACUAUUGCCCGGGCUAGAAAUGGACAGUUGAGCCUCAGCGUUGGUGCUGGGAGUAUUGUUCAACCUAUGGUCGGUCUCGCGAUCGGUGCUGGUACCGAUACGCUGGAAAGCUACCUGGAAUGGAAGGGUCUGAGCAAAGCUUACGCGGAAGCUUAUCGGGUCUUGUUCGCUCGCGCAAUGGUCGACGUUCUCGGAAACAGCUUCUCAACCUUCGAUACAACUUCUGGUCAACAGAGAGUCACCAGUGAGGCAGUCGUACUGGAACCAGUGUUCGUCUACAUCGUGGAGGGUCUAUUAGGACUAAUAUCGAUCGCCACGAUUGCUCUACUCGUGCUAUCGCUUAUGCAAAAGAGAUCCCUUCGGACGAACAUGGGCACUAUCGCCAGUGUCAUGUCUAUUGUUGCAGACAAUGAGCCGCUACUCUUAGAUUUUGCAGACUUGGACUGCUGCCCUGUUGAAGAUAUGCAACACAUAAUCGGAGAGAAGAGGUACAAGUUAAUCAAUGAGGAUUCACGGACUUCUAUCAUAGAGAUCGACGAUGCCAUCGACUUUAGUGCUGGACCUCAACUUCUGACUUCUGGACAGCGCCGCGACACACCGACAAACAUCGCAAAACCAGUUCGACCGAAGGAGUUCAGUCUAUGGGUUGCAGCCCCCUUCAUCAACCUUUUCAUCGUCCUCGCAGUGGUACUUGGUGUGAUCUUUGCGAAGGCGCGAGCCAACGGUCUUCCAUUGCCCUCUUCCAACACAAUAGUGCAAAACAUACUUGAAAACUAUGUACCGACAGCCUUUGCUACUCUGAUUGAGCCCAUGUGGGUUCUAAUUAACAGACUUCUUUGCAUGUUGAGACCUUUAGAAGAGUUGCAGGGUUGCAACGCAAAAGCGAAGAAGUCUAUCGACCUAGACUACAGUUCUCUACCCCCACAGCUUGUCAUAUUCAAGGCUCUCAAGUCCAAGCACUACGUUCUCGCUGCUGUAUGUGGCAUGGCACUACUGUCCAACGUGCUCGCGGUCGCCUUUUCAGGCAUCUUCAAUCAAAGUUCAACUGAAGUACGACAGUCCCAGACUAUGGUGUCGACGUUUGAUCUCAAAUUCGUAACCAUUAAUGGUAGUGUGGGUCCCGAGAGCCACCAGCAGUUUGGCUCUCACGAAUCUUCUGGUGCCUACGAAGGAGGGAACGGGGAAGACCAGUUUCUGAUCGCAGAGUCGAAUUACACGAGAGAUACACCGUUACCAGCAUGGACAGACGACCGUCUUUUCUAUCGUCCUUUCUCGUGGACCAACGAGAGUGGAAAUAGCAUCAACGGCUCAGAUAACUCGCGCAUGGAAGCAACUACCCAAGCCUUCGGUGCCGAGCUCGACUGUGAAGAGCUGGAGCUCAGCAAAGACGUCAAUGCCAGAAUUGAUGUCGAUAGUUCCAUACGUGUAUCCAUUAACGUUACGGUACCUACUGAGGAUGGCAAUGUUCGGUGUAGCAGUCAAAGCCUCACGUUGAGGCCAGGACCUAUAAGCGCAACACUUACAUGUGUUACGGGCUCUAGUGCUGCAGAGCUUGUUUCAGUUCUGCAGCCCCGUAUCAAUUCGACACAACGUGAGAAAGAUGUGUGUAUGGGUACAGUUGUUAUGGGCUGGUUGCGCGAACCGCAAGGGUUGUGCCCUCUUGGUAAGAACCUGACCAUCACCGAGAGCAAUUCGAUGUUUGUUCGGUGCCGUCCAAAAUUCCAAAUGGGUACUGCAACGAUUCAAGUUGAUGGAGCUGGUCGCUUGGUGCGAAAGGCGAACAACUUCACUCUCGCAGAGAUUGGUACAUCGAACGAGACAUUAAAGGAGGUCUUCACCAACGAACCCAUCAAUCUGAUAGGGCAAUCGAACAAAUAUCUCUUCAAGUACGACGCGAACGGUUGGCAUAACGACAGCUUCGCCGACGACUUCAUGAACUACUUUGUUAGGAGAGGCAGCAACAGCAGUCGUCUGAUAGACCCAUCUCUACCACCACCAACCUUCGAAGACGUCGCGAAGCCGCUAAGCGAUGCCUACUCAAAGCUUUUCGCUAUUUGGCUCGGUACAAACAAAGAUCUGCUGCUUGUGAAAUCCGACACGCCAGCACCCACCUUACAAGCAUGGAAACUCGAACAGACGCAGCACAUUUUCGUAUCCAUGCCUAUGUUCAUCAUCGCAGAGGCUAUUCUCUGCAUUUACACUGUCGCUGCCGUCUUCGUCUAUCUAUACCGGCCAGGCCAGUAUCUUGCGCGGCUCCCCAUUUCGAUAGCUUCUAUGAUAGCCUUGUUCGCUGCUAGCUCUGCUGUGCAGGACUUACAAGGUACAUCACAUCUCGACAAGAAGGGCCGUGCUCAGCAUCUUGAGGCUAUUGAUUCGAAGUACGGAUAUGGAAGUUUUGUUGGCGCGGGCGAUGGCCGCGUGCAUAUUGGCAUUGAAAAGACUCCCUUUGUGCGAGUCAGGUCCAAAACGACAUGGUUGGGGAAAAGGGUGGGUCUUGGCGGUAGGGAUCGGCUAGUUGACAAUAGUUGA